Molecule: messenger RNA, 859 nt
Organism: Carica papaya (papaya)
Lineage: Eukaryota; Viridiplantae; Streptophyta; Magnoliopsida; Brassicales; Caricaceae
Product: 1-acyl-sn-glycerol-3-phosphate acyltransferase
Source: RefSeq, a predicted model, not a curated record
CAAAUGUUUUGAGUCAGACCUCGAACACGCGAGCAUCUUCUAAUCAUUACAUGUACGCUCCACCCCUGGCGAGGCGCGAGACGGGGAAAAACCCUCUUCUUAGGAGCCAUGAUGUCAAUGUCAAGUUGCUUGCACUGCAAAGUGCCUGGCUUUACUCCUACUGGGAGACAUCUGGCUUCUUCUUCAUCAUUCUUGUUACGUCCACAAGCAAUUUCAUAUGGAAUAGUCAGAGAUAUCAAGCCUUACAAAGAUGGUAGUAGAAGACGAGGUAUUGUAUGCAGAGGGUUACUGCCAGUGGAUCCAUGGGCACCCACCAUUGAUUCAGAGAGUAUAGCUUCGCAGCUUUUUGCUGCUUCAUUGUUUCCUUAUCUUGGUUUCUUGUACUACAUCACUAAAUCCAAGACCGCUCCUAACCUAACCCUCUUCGGCUUCUACUUCUUGCUUGCUUUCGUGGGUGCCACAAUUCCAGCUGGAAUUUAUGCUAAGGUGCAAUAUGGUACUUCUUUGUCUAAUGUGGACUGGCUACAUGGUGGGGCUGAGUUGCUUCUCACAUUAACCAACUUAUUCAUUGUGUUGGGUUUGAGACAAGCUCUUCGGCGAGCUAGAGAUUCUAAACAAAGCACAUCAGAUACUGUUUCACAGACUAAAGGCCAAAAGAAGCCUUCCAUCUAGGCAGAGAGCAUAUGGGGGUGAAUUUUCCACAACCUGUUGAAUUUCACAUGUUCUCAUGUUCAGUUGUAUGCUUCAGUGAGAGCUAUAUUACUUGUAUUUUCUGCAGUUACUCUCUCCGUUGAAUUUCACAUUUUAUGUUCAAUUUUAUGCUUAAUGGCAGCUAGAUUACAUGCAUUUUCUGCAGUUA